CAGCCAUGGCACACGACCCGAGCACCCCAUGGCCCUGCUGCCUGUGUCCUCAGGCGCAAAACUCACCCCUGGCAGCUCCGAGACCUGGAGGGCUCUAGGCAGAGGCAGGGGCUCGGAGCUGUGCUGGAGGGACCAGCAGAGCCCAGCUCCAGGCAUUCCGGAGACAGACACGGCCCCGCCGCCUGCCCCAGUUCCACCCCUCGGGCCGUGCCCAGCGCUUCCCGGGAGCAUCCCCCCGGAGCCCCCGCCGUGGGGCACCCGCUGCGCUGCGCUCCCCGCCUCCCGUGCCCGGAGAACCGCGGAUCCCGCAGCUCUGAGACCCGCUGACAGACCUGUUGGAGAUGCUGAAAGAAAACAAGCCCGGAAGGAAGGACGGGACCUGCCGGCUCUUGGGGCACUCGAGGGCAAUGGCAUCAGGGAAGUUGCCCAAGGCCGGUCCAGCCCGUUGGGGUGGGUCACCUGUGCAUGCACCUGCUCUGCAUCUGCCAGGGGGCUUCAUCCCACAGCACUCCAACCCCUCCUGCUUCCACCUCCAGCGCAGCCGAGGAAUCCGGAUCUCCACUCCCCAGCUUGGGCAUGUGAGCGCUUGCCGCAGCCGUCGAGCCGCCCAGGGAAUGGUCCUGCUCCAGGACACUUGGGUUGAACCGGAGAUUCCCCUGGCAUGAGUCAGUGGCACACAACCCCGGCCUCAUCCGGAGCCGCUGCCGGGGCGAUGUUAACAAAGCCUGCAGGAACAGGUAACCCCUGCUCUGUGCGGGAGCAGCGGAAGGUGCUGUGGCCACCCUGGCUCGGAUCCAUGCAGACCUGCAGCUUUGGCUGUUGGAAGAAGCCACAUUCAGUGUCUGACUCUGCUGGAAGGUACAAACUGUCCCAUACAAACCGUCUGCGAACAGAGGAGCAGGGAGAGGACAUUGAUGUUUUCCUGUGUCACAGUGAGCCCCACCGCAGCCACCCGUGCUUCCUAGUGGGGGGACAUGGGUGACGGUGACAAUCACAUCCCCACUGCUUUGGAUGGUGGGGAGAGACAUGGGGGUAUGACAAACCUGGGGUAGCACCACAGGGCUGUAAAGAGCAUCCCACUAGUGCAAGUGGUGCCGAAUGAGCAGCCCCUGCACGGCUGUCGCUCUUCCCACCCGGCUGUAACAGGUCUCGGAAUUUGCCUGCUUUGGAAUUUGCUGUUUUGGAAUUGCCUCGUGUGCCAGGUUAGCAGGAGGCUCAGUUUGGAGCAGGUUGAGUCCCACAGCAUUGCUGCUGGCUCUGGAGGCUCUCACGGCAUUCCCAGCCAUGCCAGGACUGCGGCUGGGUGGGAAAGCACGUUGGACUCAGCCAGACAGAGCCUGCGGGCCCGGCUCCGGCCGAGCCAAGGCUUUCAUCUGUGUGAGCGGCCAGUGGGCAAGCACAAAAAGAGCGAGCAGCCACACGUCCCGUGUUGCUUUUGAUAAUGAUGUAGCUGAGCAGAUCCCAGGGAUGUGAAUGUUUGUGUCAGAGUAAACAGGGCUCGCUCCCAGAAUGAGGGUCUUUCUGGAAUCAGCCGUAGAAUGGUUUGUAUUGGAAGGGACCUUAAAGCUUGUCUUGUUCCAACCCCCUGCCACAGGCAGGGGCACCUUCCAUUAGAGCAGGUUGCUCCAAGCCCCUGUGUCCAACCUGGCCUUGAACACGAUGCUGAUGUGGUGGCAGGGGGGUGAUGUCCCCCAAAGAGGGGCAGAAACGGUGCUGGGGUGUCCCAUCCAGGUUGCAGUUGGUGCUGGCUGAUGCCUGGUGCCCACGGGGCAGAAUCCCUUUGGCAGUGGGGCAGGAGAGCUCAGGGCACCCUCCAGGAGUGGGGCCCAGGCUGCCGUGGGGCUGAGGUGUGGGACCCGUGGGGCCCCGUGCGAGGUGAGCUCCCUUCGCUGAUGCUCCUGUCUGUGGGUAUUAGUGCUGAGUGUCCUCCCCCCACAUACCUGUGUUAUUAAAUAGCUCUUGGA
Messenger RNA from Strigops habroptila (Kakapo), 1964 nucleotides. Its product is annotated as CASP-like protein 4A1. Lineage: Eukaryota; Metazoa; Chordata; Aves; Psittaciformes; Psittacidae. The coding region runs from base 29 to 643 and encodes 204 amino acids. The record is from RefSeq and is a predicted model, not a curated record. The transcript has 3 exons.